Glycine soja is the source of this 1298-nucleotide messenger RNA. RefSeq names its product peroxidase P7-like. Bases 74 to 1048 code for a protein of 324 amino acids. The transcript is spliced from 4 exons. NCBI's taxonomy places the organism in Eukaryota, Viridiplantae, Streptophyta, Magnoliopsida, Fabales, Fabaceae. Gene Ontology annotation, molecular function: peroxidase activity; heme binding. The record is from RefSeq and is a predicted model, not a curated record. Gene Ontology annotation, biological process: response to oxidative stress; hydrogen peroxide catabolic process.
AUAUGCACGCACUUAGCAAACACAUAUUCUCAUCAUAGAGUUAAUUACUUAACUUGGAGGGUUUUAGAGAGAAAUGGCUUCGUCUUGUUCUAGCUUUAUGAUCACUUUGGCCGUUUUGGUCCUUUUGUUGGGGACUAGUAGUGCCAAUGCCAAUCCAACACUUCACACAAACUUCUACUACAGUUCUUGCCCAAAACUCUUUGACACUGUGAAACGCACAGUGGAAUCGGCCAUAUCAAAGGAGACCCGCAUGGGUGCUUCUCUCCUACGUUUGUUCUUCCACGAUUGCUUUGUCAAUGGGUGUGAUGGGUCAAUUCUACUUGAUGACACAUCAAGCUUCACCGGAGAGAAAAACGCAGGACCUAACAGGAACUCUGCCCGUGGUUUUGAAGUGAUCGAUCAAAUUAAGUCAGCUGUGGAAAAAGUGUGUCCGGGUGUGGUCUCUUGCGCUGACAUCCUUGCCAUCGCUGCAAGAGACUCCGUUGAGAUCCUUGGAGGCCCAACUUGGGAUGUGAAACUUGGAAGAAGAGACUCCAGGACGGCAAGCCAAUCUGCUGCCAACAAUGACAUCCCAAGACCCACUUCAAACCUCAACCAACUUAUUUCCAGAUUUAAUGCUCUCGGACUUUCCACCAAAGACUUGGUCGCACUAUCUGGGGGUCACACAAUUGGACAAGCAAGGUGCACAACCUUUAGAGCCCGAAUCUACAACGAGACCAACAUAGAUAGCUCUUUUGCUCGCAUGAGACAAUCUAGGUGUCCCCGAACCUCAGGGUCAGGGGACAACAACCUAGCACCCAUUGACUUCGCCACUCCCAGGUUCUUUGACAACCACUACUUCAAGAACCUCAUUCAGAAGAAGGGCCUCAUCCAUUCCGACCAACAACUCUUCAAUGGUGGUUCCACUGACUCCAUAGUGCGUACCUACAGCACCAACCCGGCCUCCUUUUUCGCCGAUUUCUCCGCCGCCAUGAUCCGGAUGGGAGACAUUAGUCCCCUCACCGGCUCCCGCGGAGAAAUAAGAGAGAACUGCCGGAGGGUCAACUAAUUGAAUUGUUAAGACACCUACACAUAAUUGGAUAUCAAUGCAUGUGUGUAUAAUAAGUUGUUAAACGAGAGUUUUGAUUUCAUUUCUAUGUUGUCACUUUGUGUGCUACCAGUUAAGUGUACGUGCAUUGUUCUAUUUCGUUAAUUUAAUUUGCUUCUAUGUGCUGAUGUUGAAGUUGAGGGCCUUUGAUGUACAAGUUCCCUUGUGACUUUCCUUUUACAAUUAUAAUUAAUAUUUAUUAUUCCACUCC